AUGUCAAACCUGGGAUCAAGGCUCGGCACAGGUCUGGGGGUGGGAAGGAACGCUGAGGAGGAUGGGGGAGGGGAGAACAAGGCGAGGGAGUUUCUUGCAGGAAGGCCGCAGGUGGAGGUGGCAACCUGUGGAGGGCGGAUUGAAACGUGGGGCGCUGGGCUGAAACGACUGGAGGAUGCGGACGUCAGUGCGGCAGUGAUGACAAUAGAGCCACAGUCCAUGGCGCUUCCCAUGUACUCUAAUGAUGAAGAGGUGUCCUAUGUGGUGGAGGGCGAAGCUCGGGCAGGGCUUAUCAGCCCGGAGGGUAUUCGCACCAACGUGAGGAGGCUUCGGAAAGGUGACUCGUUUGCUUUCCCACGAGGCUGGGGCAGGUGGAUUUGGAACGAUGGCAAGGAGACUCUACGAAUCAUAUCCAUUGCUGAUACGUCCAAGGAGGCCCACCGGGGGCGGUACACUGCCUUCAGCCUGGUGGGCGCUCAGAAGGGGAAGUUUGGUGGUAUUCUCCAUGGCUUCAGCCACCGAGUGCUUGCGAGAUCAUGGAAUGUGGAGGAAGGGGACGUGACACAGUUGCUGCAGGGGCAGAAGGAUGCAGCCAUUGCCAAGGUCGACCCGGGGAAGGUCGUAUCUGCUGAUCCUGAUGAUGAUGACGACAGCUCAGCUGCUUCUGCUGCUGAUAACUCGGAAGGCACUGUAGCGUUUGGGGAUUUCGUGUACAACCUUAUAGAGGAGCAGGCUAGUAUCGAGACACCAGGGGGAGGCACACUGACUACUGCAGAUGGUUUUAAGCUGCCAGUGUUUCAACACCUGGGCGUUUCUGCUGCUCGCAUCGACCUGCUGCCCAAUUCCAUGGCAGCGCCUCAUUGGCUGUCCAACUCAGCAGCCGUUCACUUUGUGACACGUGGCAGUGGGCGGUUUGAGAUAGCCUAUCCGGACGGCAAGAAGGCGCUGAGGAAGCGUGUGAGCGCGGGAGAUUUGGUGGUUGUACCGGCUGCCUUUGCCCAUGCUGUUGAAGCGUCAGGGGAGGGGUUAGAGUACGUUGCUCUCUCCCCCAAGUCCAAGCCCGACCCUGAUGCCCUCAAUGUCCUCCCUUCCCUCAAUUCGCCCUCCCGCCCUCCGUCCCUCUGUCUCUGCUUUAUUAGGAGGCAUCAGGGGAGGGGUUAA
Closterium sp. Naga37s-1 is the source of this 1161-nucleotide messenger RNA. NCBI's taxonomy places the organism in Eukaryota, Viridiplantae, Streptophyta, Zygnematophyceae, Desmidiales, Closteriaceae. The record is from the annotation of a GenBank genome assembly.